Messenger RNA from Oncorhynchus nerka (sockeye salmon), 996 nucleotides. RefSeq names its product deltex E3 ubiquitin ligase 3L a (gene dtx3la). The record is from RefSeq and is a predicted model, not a curated record. NCBI's taxonomy places the organism in Eukaryota, Metazoa, Chordata, Actinopteri, Salmoniformes, Salmonidae. The coding region runs from base 222 to 734 and encodes 170 amino acids. Gene Ontology annotation, molecular function: ubiquitin protein ligase activity. Gene Ontology annotation, cellular component: nucleoplasm. Gene Ontology annotation, biological process: Notch signaling pathway; protein ubiquitination. The transcript has 5 exons.
CCAGCACUAUUGUCAAAAACAUUUGACCGCAGCAUAGUACUCAGGUGACAGCUUGGUAGAGGAAACAGAGUUACUCAGACCCAGUCCCAGACCGUAAUGGUUAGUGUUGGGACGAGCUGAAUGAACGUGGUCUGAGCUACAGGACCAGAGGAGAAAAUAAGGCCCUUGAGGAGUAACAAGGCUGCGGAGACCAUCACACAGUUGAGUGACACAGCCCUGCUAUGGGUGCUAAACAAGAGAAAAUGUACUGCACCAGGUACUUGGAUGGUCAGGGACCCCCAGCACUGAUAGACCAAGCUAAUGGGGAUGUGAAGGGGAGCUAUGCUGAGGUGUCAGAGGGCAGCCAGCCAGAGGGACAGAUGACAUGGGUCAUUCUACACAGAGACCUCCCUGGUUACCCAGGGGACAACACCAUACAGAUCAAUUAUGUUUUUGUAGAUGGAAUACAAACAGACAAGCAUCCCAAUCCAGGGCAGACGUUUUUGGGAAUGAGGACAUUGGCGUAUUUGCCCGACAACCGCGAUGGAAGGAGGAUCCUGGGGCUAUUGGAUAAGGCCUUCUAUCAGAGGCUGGUCUUUACUGUAGCAACCAAUGAGAAUGGAGAGGAUAUGGUCACAUGGGCGGAUAUACCCCAUAAAACAACCCCUGACGCAGGAAAAGACAGUCACAGCUAUCCAGACCCGGACUACCUGAAAACAGCGAAGAAAAUACUGAAAGACAAAGGCAUCGAAUGAGAGGUGACUAAGAUCCAAUCAACAUCAGUUAUCAACACUGUCAACGUCAACAGUAAUGUCUGAAAGGUGCUGAAUGCUCUGUCGUAGCCUACAGGUCCCGGUGUACAAUUAUUUUAGACCUCUACAGCAGGAUUACGUACAAGUUUAUUAGCUGCUGUAAUGUAUCGUGUCGGUUUUGUUUCUUGAAAGCUUUGAUAACAUAUUAAUAUUUUAGACUACAGGGUAUGUGCAGAAUGUACAAUAAAUAGCUGUUUGCUGUUCA